AUGGAUACUUCUUUCUUCUCCGUGCUGGUCCUCAUCUUCAUCAUCAGCACCGAGUGCAGGCCGGAGCCUCAGACCCGCGAUGUCAAGGCCAUGACUGCACUGUUCGGCUCUCGACUCUCCUCGCUCCUCAUGGAGCACCCGUCCCCGUCCGAGGGCUCGGCGGACGGCCUGUUAGAAUCCCCGGCCGAGAAGCGGGAGGAGUGGGCGUCUGCGGGGACGGCGCGCUUCCUCGCCGACGUCCUGCGGCGGCAUGCCAAGAUGAGGAGGCGCGGCGGGAAACUGACAGCACUCGGGGGACGCGGAUGCUUCGGCAUGAAGAUGGAUCGCAUCGGCGCCGUCAGCCGACUCGGAUGCUGAACUCACCCUCGCGGGCUACCUCUGACCCCUGGCGAAGGCUGCUAGAAGACCAUUCGUGUAACAAGACAAGCAUGUGUUAAACAUGCGCAUUUGUGUUAACUCCAUCAGCUUCAUUGACGACGAUAGACGACAGCCAAUGAGUUAAAAAUGUGUUCUUCCUCUGGCCAAAACGCCCCCUUCCCUCCAAUUAGUUUAUUACGAGUAAUGUCCAACCCAUUUGUAGUGGGAGGGUGGAAAAUCUAUCGUCGUCAAUGGCAACCAAUGGGUUUAACAAG
Messenger RNA from Corythoichthys intestinalis (scribbled pipefish), 632 nucleotides. It is a transcript of the gene nppcl2, whose product is annotated as natriuretic peptide C-like 2. The transcript has 2 exons. Gene Ontology annotation, molecular function: hormone activity. The record is from RefSeq and is a predicted model, not a curated record. NCBI's taxonomy places the organism in Eukaryota, Metazoa, Chordata, Actinopteri, Syngnathiformes, Syngnathidae. Gene Ontology annotation, biological process: receptor guanylyl cyclase signaling pathway; cGMP biosynthetic process. The coding region runs from base 1 to 357 and encodes 118 amino acids. Gene Ontology annotation, cellular component: extracellular region.